Molecule: messenger RNA, 1039 nt
Organism: Leptopilina boulardi
Lineage: Eukaryota; Metazoa; Arthropoda; Insecta; Hymenoptera; Figitidae
Gene: Ski6
Product: exosome complex component RRP41
Exons: 3
Coding region: 116-925 (269 amino acids)
Biological process (GO): U4 snRNA 3'-end processing; rRNA catabolic process; poly(A)-dependent snoRNA 3'-end processing
Cellular component (GO): cytoplasmic exosome (RNase complex); nuclear exosome (RNase complex); nucleolus
Source: RefSeq, a predicted model, not a curated record
CGCAGUUGCGUAAUUGUAAAUGUCAAGCGUGUUUCUUUUAGGUUAGUAAAUAAAAACGAAAAAUAUAUUUUUUAUUUAUUUUUUUUGAAAUAAAAUUGACAAAGCCUUUUUUACAAUGGAGGCAAAUACAAAACAAUUACAACAAGAUGGACUGAGAAUUGAUGGACGUAGACCUAAAGAAAUUCGAAAAAUUAAUAUAAGAUUAGGUGUUUUUGGACAGGCUGAUGGAAGUGCAUAUAUUGAACAAGGAAAAACUAAAGUUUUAGCAACAGUUUAUGGUCCUCAUCAGCCACGUGGAUCGGCGGCAAAAAAUGUGUCAACAAAAACAGUAAAAGGAAUAGUUAAUUGUCAAUAUAGUACGGCAGUGUUUAGUUUUGGUGCUGGUGAACGAAAACGAAGACCAAGAGGAGAUCGAAAAUCAUUGGAACGAUCUCUUCAACUUCGUCAUGCAAUGGAAGCAAUUAUUCAUUUGGAUCUUAUGGCACGAUCACAAAUUGAUAUUUUUGUUGAAAUAUUGCAAGUCGAUGGCAGUGAAUUUUGUGUUGCUGUAAAUGCUGCAACACUUGCUCUUGUAGAUGCUGGUAUUCCAAUAAAAGAUUAUGCUGUGGGUUGUUCGGUCACAGUGGCAGAUAAUGCAACAACAGACGAUAAAGGAACUCAAAGAAUUGGACUUUUAGAUGCAAAUUACAUGGAAGAAUGUACGCCCGGCGUUACAUUAUCAAUAGUUUCACUUCCAGGUCAUAAUAUUGAAAUUCCAAUUGGAAAUAGUGUUCUUAUCGUUCAAGGUUCCGGUCAACGACUUCAUUUGUCACGUUUAGAGGAAUUAAGAAUGAUGGCCAUUGAGGGUUGUCGCGACAUAAGAACAAUUCUCGACGAAGCUGUGAAACAUCAUUUAAACAUCUACUCUAGUCAUACCGCCGAUUAAAUAAUAGAAAAUAAUAAUAAUACAUAGAAACAAGUUCGAUUUUAUAAAACUUUAUUUUUACUUUAUAAAAAAUAAAUAACUUUUUUUUAAUAGAAAAAUGCUGAUUAACUUGCA